AUGUCUGUUUACUCACAGAUGAACUCAAACAGUCGUUUAUCAUUCCUCUCUAUCUCGUCUCUCCUCUUCUCUUCCCUUCACUCAAUUGCUGAUCUUUCAUCUCGCAAUACAUCAAGCUUCUUUGCACCAAGCCUCGCUUUCUUUCAUCCUACCGAGUGCCUCUUUGCUUUUUGCAACGAAACAUCUUCCGGUCAACGUCUCGUAAGUUGCGGUAUUUCGCUUCGUGGCUCUGAUGAUCUUGCUGCUAACCUUUUUCCAUCAGAUUCCCUGCCCACCUCUUCACCUCACCAACACCAUCUCGCAUCAGCCGGUAAGUACCUUGAUUCAUUCCACGCCAUCUACAUCCUCUCGAACAAUUGUCUGACUGAUAUUAGCUUCAUCAUGUCGGACUCUUCCAUCAGAGAAACCAUCGAAUUCGAUGAUAGCACUCCCAGCUUGACCGAGCAUGUCGACGAUGCGACCGACGUUGGGAACGACCAUACUCCCAGUCCCGGCGACGAUGACGAUGAUUCCUUCGGCGAAGAUUUCGAUAACGCCGAUUCCACCAGCCCGAGUACCUCCGAAGAUGAAGCCAACGAGUCCCUUCCAGCCGAGUCCGAUUCCCGCACCCUCGCCGACGACAACCAUGGUUCCCCUUCGCCCAAGACUAGUCGACUCUCCCAACUCUUCACCAACUUCGCCGAUGAAUUCCUCGACAUUGUCGAAGAAGACGCCCAAGAAGCUGUCAUCGCAGCCGCCCGGGCUCAGAAUACCGAUCUGGGCAAGAUGGUGAAGCAGCAUGAUCACGAAAUUGGCAACCUGAUGGGUGAGUUCUACGAUCAUGUCUCUAGCCAUGAAAAGACGUCCAAGGCAGAGUCGGAAAACGUCAGAGGCGAGAUGAAAAGCCUUAAACGUUCCAUCGACAAGAGGGAUCAGAGUCACAUCGCAUUCCAAAACGAUGUCAGCGACCGAUUCGCCAGCCUGGAGCAGAGCGUUGUCGACCGUAUUCUUUUUUUGGAGAAGAUUACCAGCAGCCGAAUGACUCGUCUUGAGAAGAACAUCAAUGCGAGGUUUGCUUCUCUGGAACAGAGCAUGAAUGACCGAUUUGCCGAGCUUGAGGAGCGCAUCGAUUAG
Molecule: messenger RNA, 1113 nt
Organism: Fusarium keratoplasticum
Lineage: Eukaryota; Fungi; Ascomycota; Sordariomycetes; Hypocreales; Nectriaceae
Exons: 1
Coding region: 1-1113 (370 amino acids)
Source: RefSeq, a predicted model, not a curated record